Molecule: messenger RNA, 3097 nt
Organism: Esox lucius (northern pike)
Lineage: Eukaryota; Metazoa; Chordata; Actinopteri; Esociformes; Esocidae
Product: MAGUK p55 subfamily member 7
Exons: 19
Coding region: 702-2480 (592 amino acids)
Biological process (GO): protein localization to adherens junction
Cellular component (GO): plasma membrane; cell-cell junction
Molecular function (GO): protein binding
Source: RefSeq, a predicted model, not a curated record
GAGGAGAAGUUGGAUGGCAGUAAACAUUUCAAAUAUAAUCUGUAACCAUCAACAAUGUCUGGUGGAUAUUGCUGAAGUCAGCAUGCAUAUAUGCACACACCCUCAGAACUUUAGAAAUCUGUGGCAAUGUGUUAUAUGAUAAAACUGUACAUUUUAAAGUAGCCAUUUAUUGUCUCCAUCAAGGAGUAUCUGUGUAAAUACUGUUCAUUCAGAUUUCUUUCAGAUCAUUGGUUAAUCUUGGCAAAGGAACAUGUUUCAUUAACAGGAAUAGGGAUAUAAACAACUUUGUCCAAAACAUUUUAGAGAAGUAAGUUUGUUUGCAUGUAUGGAAAACCAAUCUGGGAUCUGUAAUUUCUGCUCAAGGGACAGGGUACCAACACUGCACAUUGAAUCUUUAUUUUUGUUCAGUGUACAUGGGCACUUUGGAUGCAAAUGAACAAACCUUGUGAUGCAGAACUAAUGGCGUAACUUGUAGGGAAGGGGGACAUUUGUGACAAAGUUUUAUUGAACCUUUACGCUUGCCUGGUUAAUUUGGGUCAGAGCUGGUGACAGUUUGCAAGGGCCAAUACAGUGGAAAUCAGACUGACUCUUUUAACUGUAUGUCUUUUAUUUUGUAUGUGUCCAAAUGAACCCAACGACUACCCAUGAUUUAGACGGAGAAACAUUAAUGUUGUCACUUUCUCCCUGGUGUUUUUGAACUGAUGUCCUUGGUGAUCUCUGGGAUGAAAUCCAUAAUGGACACAAAUGAGGACUUUGCAUUUCUUAAAAGCAUGAUCAUGGAAAGAAGAUUACACCUACUGGUGAAGAUUCAUGCGGUGUUGAGGCGGUUUGGGAGAAAGAAUCCUGUCCCGGUCAGGGAUAAUGCAGAGAGUUUGGCCUGUAACAUGUCCGAGGAGCUGUGCAGUGAGCUGGCCAGUGCUGACUUUUCAGAGUUGAUCUGCCUGCUCUCCAAGCCACAUGUGAAGGGCCUUCUUUCCGUUCAUGACACGGUGGCGAGGAAGGGUUACGACCCCGAGCUCCCGCCCCUGCCCGAUGACACGGUUGGUGAAGAUUCUGUGAGGAUUGUAAGCCUGAUGAAAAGCCAGGAACCACUGGGAGCCACCUUGAAGAGGGAUGGAUCCUCUGGGGCUGUCAUCGUAGCGAGGGUUAUGAAGGGAGGCGCUGCGGACGCGACCGGCCUCAUCCAUGAGGGCGACGAGUUAAGGGAGGUCAACGGAGUCCCGGUGGAGAAUAGAAAUCCAGAGGAGAUCCCACCUAUUCUGGCUCAGUCGCAGGGAGUGGUGACCUUCACGGUGAUACCGGCGGCCGUCUCCACGGAAGAGCUGUCGGCCAAUGAGUCCGAGUUAUUCGUGAGGACGCUCUUCGACUAUGACCCUGAGCAGGACCCGGCCAUCCCCUGCAGACAAGCGGGUCUCCGGUUUAAGAGGGGGGACAUCCUGCAGAUCGUCAGCCACAGGGAUGAUACCUGGUGGCAGGCCCGUCACUAUGGUGACCGCAACCCUCGAGCAGGACUGAUCCCCUCCAGGCAACUUCAGGAGAGGAGAUUUGCUCUCCAGCGGCCCAAAGCCUUAUUCAAGUCUCAGAGUGUCCAAAAACAACACACAGAGGAAGAGGAGGAAGAGGACGCAGACUAUGGUGCCAUUACUGGAGUACACAUAGCUGGUCUAAGGAGGAGUUUCCGACUGGGCAGGAGGGGCAGCGGGAGCGGGAGCGUUGAGGAGAACCCCCCGGAGUCAAGAUGGAGGAGAAAGGAGAUCGGGGGAGCAUGCCAGGCACCCACCUAUCUGGAGGUGGCACCGUACUGCCGGGAUGCGACGCAGGACCAUCGGCCGGUGCUGAUGGUGGGGCCCGAAGGGGUUGGUCUGAGUGAGCUGAAGAGGAGACUGCUAAUCUCUGACCCGGACCACUUUGGUGUCCCUGUUCCACACACCACCCGUGAGAAGAGGAAUCGGGAGGAAGAGGGCGUGGAGUAUCACUUUGUUUCAAGGCAGACUUUUGAAUUGAACAUAGUCAACCACAGGUUCAUUGAGUAUGGACACCACAGAGGGAACUAUUACGGCACCAGUCUGGACUCUGUCCGCAAGGUCACAGCCGAGGGCAAAGUGUGCUUACUGGAUGUGCAGCCCAAUACUAUACAUCGUUUACACACAGCCGAGUUUAAACCGUAUGUUCUGUUUGUGAAGCCGCCAUCGAUCGGGGAGCUACGUUUUAGCAGAAGGAAAGCUAAAUUCUUUGCAACGAAAGAGACAAAACCGACAAAGACAUUUAGGGAAGAGGACUUUGAGGAUAUGAUUGGCUCGGCCGAAGCCAUGGACAGCCAGUAUGGCCACCUGUUCGAGAGGGUCCUAGUCAAUGGCGACAUCGUCUCAGCGUUUAACGAGCUCAGGGCGGAGCUGAGAAGGCUGGAGACAGAGCAGCCUCAGUGGAUUCCAGUGGAGUGGGCCGGGCGCGCCGUACAAAACACUGAAACCCUGUGCUGAGCACCCUCCAAAACACGGACACACGCGCCACGAUUCACGCUGCUGGCAUGUUCCAGCUACUUUGGCGGUGGUGCAGUCAAGCGAGCACCAGUACAGACUAGCCUGGUUUGGCCCUAGUUUGAGUCAGAGCCAGAUAGACAUGCCCCCUGCCGCCCAAUGUUUUACAUGAACACAUAUAGCAAAGUAUGUUUAUGGAAAACAUUUAUGAGAGUGACAAAGUAAAGGCAACAAGCAACAACAUGAAGUAUGUUACCACGUGAGGUCCAAGCAUUUAUUAACCUUCCGAAGUAUUUAUAGGCUUUUCAAAUUAUGUGCAUGGAUGGAGCUUUACACUCAACGUUUGUUAUAGAGGACCAGUGGACCCUAAUGUUUCUGAGGCUAUCGAUGCCGUCAUAAUUAUAGCAACCCUGCAACAAAUGCUACCAAGAAACAUAUAGUUUAAGGAGAUGCCCAUGUGUCCUUUGCUUUUUGUUUAGGACCUAUGCAACAUUCAAUUCCUGGUUUGUUGACCAAUUCACCACUUAUUUUGAAAGUAGUGUUUCUUUAGCAUUCAGAUAGUAAAUUGUUUCUCAGAUGUAAAAAGUCAAGGGUCUGAAAUAAAUUUUAAAAAUCCCUGA